CAUCCUAGACCCGACAUCGACCAUCUUGGGACAAUCAGCAGGGCCCUCUGGGUCCGGGGUGUGAUCCGAGCGGUCUGUCGCGCGCAACACGCCGCGUGCGUAGUGGCGGGCUCCCUCCCUGCUCAGCUUGUCCCCAUGUUGAUAUCAAACACAGGUCUGCAUCUCAGUAGCACCAAUGUUGGCCCAGCAUGCCAUGCGCCAAGUCAGCACGUACACUGGUUUCGCCAUAUUGUUUGCUGUGGCAGCAGUGAUGGGGGGCAGCGUUAUCAGGGUCGCGACCUUAUGCGGUGGGAGGUCACAGGCGUCUGUGUCCUUCGCAUUGUUUCCACACAAUGGCGCCCUGGUGACGGCCACUCGACUCCGGACAGAAAAACUCAGAUUUUCCAGCGACGGGAAGCCUAAUUUUGUCCUCGUUGAGUGUGGCUCUUUCAGCCCCCCAACAACGUUCCACCUGCGCCUCUUGGAGGAUGCGAGGGACGCAAUGGUCGAGCGAGGGUACCAUGUUGCGGGAGGGUUUCUAUCCCCGUGUCACGAGAAGUAUGGCAAGAAGAGUUUGGUCUCGAUGCACCACCGCGUGAACAUGGUCGGCCUUGCUCUUCAAGACUCCAGCUGGUUGCAGGUGGACAGUUGGGAGUGUGCGCAGACAGAUUGGAUCCGCACUGCGUUGGUAUUGAGGGACAGGUUUCAGAGGGAAGUUGAUAGGUUGCACCCUGGAGCAAAGGCAAUGCUGGUCUGUGGCGCUGACUUGCUGGAGUCGUUCACAGCCUUCCACGAGAACGGUGAGCCAGUGUGGUCCCAGGAAGACCAGGAGACAAUCCUCGGCCAGUGUGGCGCUGUGUGCAUGAAUCGCGAGGGCACCAACAUAGGAAAGGUAAUCGCGGCCGACCCGCUGCUGACCAGGCACAGUGGGAACAUCGUUGUGUUCGAUCCCAGCGUGCAGAACAAUGUGUCCUCCACGCUGGUACGGCGGCUGCUACAGCAGGGGAAGUCCCUGAAAUAUCUUGUUCACGAUCACGUCUUGGAUUACAUCUGUGCGCACGACUUAGGCAGGUUCAAAGCGUGGGGCGGAAAAGACGAGUGAGCCGUCACAGCAUUUGGUUCGCUAACCUGGCUUGCCCGAAGGACUGCUAAACCAGGCGACGAAUUAUACAUAUAUAUAUAUACAUAUAUAUAUAUAGAUUUAUGGGCACGUGGCCGCCAGCACCGCUGACCAAUGUGUGUUCCCUUUUUAACAGAGCCUUGUACGGCAUCUCGCGCCUUCUUGGUUGUAUCAGACACCGUAGCAGUUCAUGCCAUGUGCCGCUGCAUGCUUAACUGUACUAUGUGCGCUCUUCCCACCCCGCUGGACGAUUCAGGCUUGCAUGCCUACUUUGCUCCGGUUAUUAGCGAGAGGGGGCGAUCGUCAGAAGCACUGCUGCGGCACAGGCAGAAGCAGCUAAGCAUGCGUGGUUGUUCAGGUAUUGACCCCAUCGGUUUCAAAGAAUCAUUCGGGGAAGCAAGCCCCUUGUGAGGCCGUCAAGCGCCUCUGGCCGUCCAGAGGCAAUUUCGAUGCAGUCUUAGACUCUCUCUGGGCAGUCUAAGGGCUGCAUGCUUGUCUUGGAGUGCUCUGGGGGCCCGUCUGGCGGGGCCUGUAGGAUCGUCCUGCGGCCGGCCUCUUCGAUGAGUCUAGGGCCCCCCGCCCCUCCCCGUUGUCAGGACUUGUGAACUCAGCGACAGAGCCUUUCAGCGGCGCCCCAGUCCCAGCGUCGACCUCAGCGAUCGCAUGUGUCAACUUUCUCGAGUACAGUAUUGCCUCGAUAGUACAGAAUAUCACAUCCAAACAAAAGCCCCGCACCACAGUCACCUACUAUGUCGGCCUCCUUUGACAUGGCUCACCCGAAGAGGGCCAUGGCCUUCUCCGCAGAAAGGGAGCUGCACGGGUAGAUAAUUUUUGUUGCGCAUCUGUGCCUUCCAAAACCAGACGCGUAUAUUUGUUUACUAUUCGGUUCGCUUCUUGACCGCUGGUCUACCGCCAGACUCGGAGACGGCUUCGCUUGUGGCUCUCCUCGUGCUGGUGCCGUUGCUGCUGUCUUCAGCUCGCGCGGUGUGUCGGCUCCAAGCCAGGGCUGGACUUAAACGAUGUGUUUGGUGAUUUCGUGGGCCGUUUUCGUUUCGAC
Prorocentrum cordatum is the source of this 2156-nucleotide messenger RNA. The record is from the annotation of a GenBank genome assembly. Lineage: Eukaryota; Dinophyceae; Prorocentrales; Prorocentraceae.